Messenger RNA from Zea mays, 1250 nucleotides. RefSeq lists its product as uncharacterized. Gene Ontology annotation, molecular function: hydrolase activity, acting on ester bonds. The record is from RefSeq and is marked validated. The transcript has 2 exons. NCBI's taxonomy places the organism in Eukaryota, Viridiplantae, Streptophyta, Magnoliopsida, Poales, Poaceae. Bases 8 to 1069 code for a protein of 353 amino acids.
ACCAGCCAUGACUCCUUCGCUUCUCCUCUCCCUCCUGCUGGUGGCGGCGAGGUGCUGCCAUGGCUGGUCGUCGUUCCAGAAGCCGGCGGUGACUGCGGUGAUCGCUUUCGGAGACUCCAUUGUGGACCCGGGGAACAACAACGGGCUGCAUACGGUGAUCAAGGCCAACCAUCCGCCCUACGGCAAGGACUUGUUCAACCACGAGGCCACCGGACGCUACUCCAACGGCCUCAUUCCAACCGACCUAAUUGCCCAGGAGUUGGGUGUGAAGCUGCUGCUUCCUGCCUACUUGGGCGUGGAUCUGAGCCCGGAGGACCUGCUCACCGGCGUCAGCUUCGCGUCCGGCGCCACCGGGUUCGACCCGCUGACUCCCCUCGUAGUGAGCGUCAUCUCGCUGGAGCAGCAGCUCGCCUACUUCGACGAGUACCGCGGCAAGCUGGUGGAUAUCGCCGGCGAGGAUGAGACGGCGAGGAUCAUCGACGGCGCGCUGUUCGUAGUGUGCGCGGGCACCGACGACGUGGCCAACACCUACUUCACGACGCCGUUCCGCAGCGCGGAGUACGACAUCCCGAGCUACGUGGAGCUGCUGGUGGGCGGCGCCGAGGAGUUCCUCCGCAACGUCAGCUCCAGGGGCGCCAGGAAGAUCGGCUUCGUGGGGAUGCCGCCCGUGGGGUGCGUGCCGUCGCAGCGGACGCUGGGCGGUGGCCUCGCCAGGGCGUGCGAGCCCAAGCGGAACGAGGCGGCGCAGCUGUACAACGCCAGGAUCCAGGAGAUGGUCGCCGACGCCGACCGAGACUUGGCGACGACCACGGUGGUGUUCCUGGACAUCUACCGCGUCCUGGACGACCUGAUGGAGCGCGGGGACAAGUACGGCUUCUCUGAGACCACCAGGGGAUGCUGCGGCACCGGCACCAUCGAGGUCACGGGACUCUGCGACUCCCGCUUCGUCUCCGUCUGCGACAACGUCUCGCAGCACGUGUUCUUCGACAGCUACCACCCCACCGAGAGAGCCUACAGGAUCAUCGUCAAGGACAUCUUUGACAACUACGGACAAGUGCUCAUCGGAUGAUAUAUAUAUCUACCUUGCUUGAGCGAUCGAGCAUGCAUGUUCAUCUUCUUCAUCUUUAUGUACGUUCGGCUAGCUGGCCCAAAGCCUCAAGGAGGCCCAUUUAUCUUCUUCUUACUCCUCCUCGCCCCAAGAAUAAUUAAUUGUAAGCAUGAUCUGCGGAAUCAGACGGGGAUGGUCUGGU